Messenger RNA from Fusarium verticillioides 7600, 870 nucleotides. RefSeq lists its product as hypothetical. Lineage: Eukaryota; Fungi; Ascomycota; Sordariomycetes; Hypocreales; Nectriaceae. The coding region runs from base 1 to 870 and encodes 289 amino acids. The record is from RefSeq and is a predicted model, not a curated record. The transcript has a single exon.
AUGGAACAAGGAGACAUAGUCGAAUAUCUCACUAGAUUAUUCAAUGGAAUGCAGACAAAACCGUCUCCCGAUGGGAUUGAGUUCGUCUGGAACUGUCUGAAAGUCGACCCAUCACAGAGGAUCAAUGCUUAUGGAGCGAAGACGCAUGCAUGGCUUUGUCCUCUGAAGAGGAAUCGGGAACUGUUCAAACGAAUGGAUUCUCGAACACUGGCUUCUUGGAAACCUCAAGAUAAGCUCAAACCGAUGCCUUGGGUGUUACCUGAUCUUGCACUGAGCAACUCACCAACACCUACAAGAAGCCCAGGCUCAUCAAUCAGCCAAUACUUCACGACGACACCUAUGCGCUUUGAAACUACCACCAGAAAGUCCAGAGACCGCGUUCUGGGGAUAGCCGCAGAAUCUGACACAGGAAUUGCCACAAGCAAGACUACCUCUUCUUUCUCGGUGCCGCCGCGCCCAUGCGGCACUCUACGAGAGUCUGCGACAAAUCCCAAGAAGCCUCAACCUCCUUGGCAAGGGUUUCGUAACACUAACGGUUCAGCGAACACUGGAUUCCCAUCAAAACGCAGAAGAGUCCCAAGAGCUAGGACUCAUGAUAAUGCGAAUGUUGCCCUACCUGGGUUAGAGAGACAUCUAAGAUCACCUAACAACCCCAAUCCUCGUUAUAGGCAAAACGUUCUUUCGGCUCUCGAGAGGACGAAGUCAAAGUUCCUCACAGACAGCAUCUCUCCUGUUUCGAGGACUCCUUUAGAUGCUCUCGCUUCAAAUGCAUUUGUUCCACCACCAAGCCCUAAGAAACGGAAGAGCAAGUGCGAUGUGAGGCACAAGGAAUCGGGCGGAGCUAAUAUGCGGCACCUCACAUUCCGCUGA